Molecule: messenger RNA, 6208 nt
Organism: Polypterus senegalus (gray bichir)
Lineage: Eukaryota; Metazoa; Chordata; Cladistia; Polypteriformes; Polypteridae
Gene: ubr1
Product: ubiquitin protein ligase E3 component n-recognin 1
Exons: 47
Coding region: 58-5256 (1732 amino acids)
Biological process (GO): ubiquitin-dependent protein catabolic process via the N-end rule pathway; protein ubiquitination
Cellular component (GO): cytoplasm; ubiquitin ligase complex
Molecular function (GO): zinc ion binding; ubiquitin protein ligase activity
Source: RefSeq, a predicted model, not a curated record
ACGUCGCAAGGAUCACAGACACGGUCGUCACAGCAACACCAUACGGCAGAAGGAAAGAUGGCGGAAGGCGAGGGGUUUGCUGUUGCUCAGGAGCUUAGUACGAGGUGGCAGGAGAGUGAGGAUGUUGCUGUUGAUCUUUACCGGUACCUGGCAACCCAUGUGCCCCGAAUUUACUGCACAGACUUGGAACCACAGGCCACAGAGGAGGAAGAGCAAGCAUCUUCUUGCCUUCUGCAGCCCCUUGAGUGGUACCUUUUUGGGGAAGACCCUCAAAUUGGCCUUGAGAAGCUUCAACAAAGCGGUGGAAAUCCUCAACUCUGUGGAAGAGUCUUCAAGGAGGGAGAGACCACUUACUCAUGCAGGGACUGUGCUAUAGAUCCCACAUGUGUGCUUUGCAUGGAUUGCUUCCAAAACAGUGUUCACAAGAACCAUCGCUACAAAAUGCACUCCUCUUCAGGCGGUGGUUUCUGUGACUGUGGUGACAGGGAGGCCUGGAAAACUGGCCCAUCAUGCAAGAAACAUGAACCAGGUGCUGAGGACAAUAUGGAGACAUGUACAGAGGACCAGCUUGAUGCUGACAUGCUGGAGAGAGUGCAGAUGAUUUUCCAUCUCUUGUUGAAGUAUACUGUUGACAUGCUAGUUUGGGAAGAAGGAAAGAAGCUGCCUGUGGAACUGCAGCCAAGUACUGUAGAAGACACUUACUAUUGUGUACUAUAUAAUGAUGAACACCAUUCCUUUGACCAUGUAAUCUACUCCCUACAAAAAGCAGUCAGCUGUAACCAGAGGGAAGCACAUAAUCAUACUAGUCUUAUUGACAAGGAGGGACGAAGAGCUGUUAAAAGAGGACCAUUUCUAGCCUGUGAGGAAGCAAAACAAGCUAUAAGAGUUCACUCUGAAAACAUAUCCUUGCAGCCCUUGCGAGUGGAGAUUCUUCACUCUGCUGCAAUGGCACAUCAGACCUUUGCUCUUCGACUUGGUACCUGGUUUCAGCAAAUUGUUGGCUACUCUGCUGCUUUCCGCCAGUUAUUCUGCCAGGUGGCUUUACAAAAUGAGCUAAAUCCUGAGAACCACUGCUUAAUCAGCCGACUCAUGCUUUUUGACUCCAAACUUUAUAAAGGUGCACGAAAGAUUGUUCAUGAACUGAUUGUUUGUAGUUUGCUUAUGGAAAUCGAAUACAAAAGACUGUUUGCAAUUGAAUUUGCCAAGCAUUACAAGCAGCUUCAAGAAGACUUCAUAGCUGAUGAUCAUGAAAGAAGCAUAUCUGUAACAGCUUUGUCAGUUCAGAUUUUUACAGUUCCUACCCUGGCAAGACAGCUGAUUGAGGAAGUUAAUGUCAUAAAAGUGAUCAUUGACACGCUGAUGUAUAUGCUUCAUGAGCAUCUAGAUGACAGUGACCGGUUUCAUUUUCAGGGCUACAACUCUGAGAAGUUUUUUAGGAUACAAGUGGUCUUCCAUGACCUCAAAUAUAUUUUAAUAAGCAAGCCAAAUGUCUGGACGGAAAAACUUCGACAACAGUUCAUUGUGGGCUUUCAAGCUUUCUUAGGAAUGCUAACCUGCAUGCAGGGAAUGGAAGAAGUAAAGAGGCAGUUUGGGCAGCACAUAGAAGUUGAACCUGAAUGGGAAGCUGGAUUUUCUAUCCAAAUCCAACUGCGACACAUCCUGUCUAUGUUUCAGGAGUGGUGCUGUUCAGAUGAGGAAGUCUUAUUACAAUCCUUCAAAAACUGUUACAACACUUUAAUGAUGUGCACUAACCAGCCAUUCAAGAGUGAAGCAGCAGACUCUUAUAUGUGUUACCAUGUCCUGAACUGCAAACCGUAUAGAGUGUCACAAGACCCUGUUAGCAUCCACCUUCCAAUUUCCAGGCUUUUGGCUGGUUUGUAUAUCCACCUUUGCAGAACUGAAGCCUUCAACAGAUUGCAUGAAUACAUGUAUGCAGAGUUAGACAUUCUCACUAUGGUGGAGUUCCCACUGAGAUGCCUUGUUUUGUCAGCUCAAGUUUCAGCUGAAAUGUGGAAGCGGAAUGGGCUUUCCCUUGUAAGUCAGGUUUACUACUAUCAAGAUGUAAAGUGUCGAGAUGAAAUGUAUGAUAAAGACAUAAUUAUGUUACAGAUAGCAGCAGCCAAAAUGGAACCAAAUAGCUUUGUGAUGUUGGUGUUGCAGAGGUUUGAGCUGUUUGAUUAUUUUAGUGGAAUUAGCAUGAGUAGAGAUAAGGAUCUCGUCAAACAGUUGAACCGUUUAACAGAGGAAAUGCUGAAUCUCCUGAUAAUUUUAAUAGGUGAAAGAUUUGUACCUGGUAUCAGCAAUGUAACCAAAGAAGAUGUGAUUACAAGAGAAGUAUUGCAUCUUCUCUGCAUAGAGCCCAUGGCACACAGCAGUCUGGUCAAAGCUUUACCAGAGAAUGAAAACAAUGAAACUGGAUUAGAAAAUGUCAUCCAUCGAGUUGCCACAUUCAAGAAACCUGGGGUCUCUGGUCAUGGUGUAUAUGAGCUGAAAAAUGAAUGUUUAAAGGAUUUUAAUCCUUACUUCUACCACUACUCCAAAUCUCAGCAUAGUAAGGCUGAAGAUGCACAGAAGAGGAGAUGGAAAAUGGAGAACAGUGAUAAAGCUCUUCCACCCCCAGUUCCACCUAGGUUCUGUCCUGCUUUUGUUAAUAUUGUCAAUGUUUUGAGCUGUGAUGUUUUACUGCAUUUGCUAAAAUUCGUGCUGCAGAAACCAGGAGAAAGCACAGGGAAGAUGUGGACAGAAGCCAUGAUUCAGAUGGCUCUUCACUUAAUUGCACUAGGAUUGUUAGAGGAAAAGCAGCAGCUAGAAACAAGUCCUGAACAGGAAGUGGCCUUUAACUUCAGCCUUAAAGCAAGGAGAGAAAGUGAUCAUUGCAAAUCCCUUCUGUGUCUUGUGGAGAACCUAAAAGCUGUCCCUGCCUUAGAGGCACAGAAGGACAUGAUUACGUGGACUUUACAGAUGUUUGAAACUGUGAAAUGUCUCCAUGAGAAAUCUUGCUUUCCUGUUACAGUUAGAUGUGAUGUAUCUAAAUCGGAUGACAACUCUCAGGAGAAGGAGAAAUCUGAAAGGAAGAGAAAGGCAGAAGCAGCCAAGCUUCAUCGUCAGAAAAUUAUGGCCCAAAUGUCUGCUAUGCAGAAAAACUUUAUUGAAACACAUAAAAUGCUUUAUGAUAGGACCCCUGAAUCACAGGGUUUAGAAGAAUCUCUGGACCCUGAUGACAACUCUCCAACUGUCCUGGGUGAUUCUCGAGUAGCCUUAGGUCCUAAACGGGGUACUGGGAUAGUAGAAAGGGAAGUCCUCACAUGCAUCUUGUGUCAGGAAGAGCAGGAGGUCCGAGCAGAAGGAUCAGCUAUGGUUUUGACUGCAUGUGUUCAGAGAUCUGCAGUGCUGACACAGUGCAGGGGCAGAAUCCCUUUAAACACAGACUCCUAUGAUCCUUUGUUUAUGCACCCUGAUCUAUCCUGUGGUACACACACAGGAAGCUGUGGCCAUGUGAUGCACGCUUAUUGUUGGCAAAAGUAUUUUGAAGCUGAACAGACUACAACCAGAAGCCGUCUCCAUGCUGAACUGAUCUUUGAUCUAAAAAAUGGAGAGUACUUGUGUCCACUUUGCAAGUCACUUUGCAAUACAGUUAUUCCUCUUAUUCCUAUGGAGCCGUGCAAGUUUAACUAUGAGAAUGCAGAGUUAGUUGGCCAGAUGCUGUCCAUUUCAAGGUGGUUGGAUAUGGUCUUGGCUAGAAUAAAAGGCUUGCAGGCAACAGGACAAGUUCAAGAUGAUGGUGUUGAACCAACAGAAUGUUUAUUCAGUGCAAACAAUUCUGGUGAUUAUAGAUCUAUCCUGAGUUUUGGAGUCCAGCCACUUAUCCAGUAUUCAGAGAGCAUAAAGGAGAUGCUUGGAGUCUGUUCAACGGCUGCUUACAGGAUUGGAUUGAAUGUCGUGCCCAAUGACCUGGAUCCACGUGUUCCAGUGAUGUCCUGGAAUACCUGUGCGUUUACCAUCCAGGCGAUUGAAAAUGUUCUACAUGAGGAAGAAAAGCCUCUUUUCGGUUCACUUCAGAACAGACAGCAUGCUGGACUUAAGGCACUUGUACACUUUUCUUUUGCUCAGAGGGUUAUGUCUUCUCAAGCUGUUAUCCAGAAGCACUUCUCUCGACUAUUAGCAGUUUUAGUGCAAGGCAUGAAUAUUGAAGGGACACCAUCAAUCCUGGAUGUUGACCACUUUCAUCUGUUGGUGGGGUUAAUUCUUGCAGCUCCAGCGCUGUAUCAGGAAAAUGUGAACCUACAGCCAUCGCCUGUCAGCUCAGCUUUUAACCACCUCUACAUCCUGCAUCUAGUCACUAUGGCACAUAUAGUACAAAUACUGCUUUCAUCAAAUGAUGAUUCAGGCAUGGAUUCAGACGAAGAGGGCAAUGAUUCAGAGUUGGCAAGUGAACUAUACUUGGCCUUGAUGCAGUGCACGGAAGGUCUCAGAGAUUUAACAGGUUGCUGUAUAACACACAGAGUAAAAAGAGGUAUUCUGUCUUUUCUUCGCUGUGCUGCAUUGUUCUUCAACUUCCUGACUGGAGUACCUCCACCUGAAGAUCUGUCAAAUAAAGCUGCCGUUGAUGUAGAAUUAGAGGCACUUUGUACAUAUUUGGCUUUGCCUAUAAACCUGUUUCAGCUCUUCCAUGACUACAAAGACACUGUUACAACUUUACUUCCGAGGUGGUGUGGAAAUGCACUAAUUUCAUCUGCCCUCAGAGAAGAGCGAUUAGUGAUUAGACAUCCAAGAAAAAGAAAUAAACUGAUCGAACUCCCAGAAGAUUACAGCUGCCUUCUGAACCAGGCCUGCCACUUCAAGUGUCCUAGGUCAGCAGAUGAUGAGAAAAAACAUCCAACCCUCUGCUUGUUCUGUGGAGCAAUGCUGUGUUCUCAGAGUCCUUGUUGCCAGGAAAUGGCUGAUGAGGAUGAGGUCGGAGCCUGCACUGCGCAUUCACUAACCUGUGGAGCUGGUGUGGGCAUGUUUCUAAGAAUACGUGAGUGUGAGGUGAUUCUUCUGAGCAAUAAAACUCGAGGUUGCAUUUAUCCAGCUCCUUAUCUUGAUGAUUACGGAGAAACUGAUCCCCGUCUAAGGAGAGGAAACCCACUCCAUUUGUCCACUGAGCGAUACAAGAAGCUCUGCCAGCUGUGGCAGCAACAUUGCAUCAUGGAGGAGAUUGCUCGAAGUCUUGAAGUUGUCAACGUUAUGUUAACCUUAGAAUGGCAGUUGCUUUGAGUGGACAAACUGCUUUCAGAAAUGUGACUGUUGAGUUCUACAGGUUUCUUGCACAUGCUGAAGUCUUAUUGAAUUUUAUCUACUGCUUCUGGACUUCAGAAUGAAGCAGCUACUCCUUUGUCUCCCGGCAAUGAUGUAAUAUAUAUUCUAAGGAUGCUGCCUCUAUUGGAGAUAAAUAAAUAGGAUUCACUGACUUUUCUUUUGUCAACAGCUGUUUCAUUCUACUGGUUUCUUUGCUUCAGUGAUGGAAAUGUGAAAGCUAUGUACACAUACAUAUAUUUAUAUAAAUUUUUACACUCGCACACAAAUAUAUUAAGUAUACAUAUACACACAAACAGACAUAUAAAAUAUACAUAUACGCACACAUUUACAUAUCAAUGGAGAGUAAUUGUCCUCAAUCGGUCAUGUUUUCAUUUUUUUUUUUUUAAUUUUUUAAUUAAGCAGAGUAUUCCAAUCCCCCUUCAGUUUGCUGACUGGGCUUAGUGAAAUGGCCAUUUUUGUUUACUGCUGGGCACAGAUGCAAAGCCCUGUAGCAAGAGAAUAUUUUUUUCCGCAGUCAGUUAAUAGGAAAAAUCCAAGUCGCAUCAGUUUUCAGCUGCUUUUAUCAGUAAGAAAUUGAAGCUAAGCAAGGAUGUCAGAUUAUGUUCAUUUAUUCUUGUUUUCUCCUAAAACCACCUUUUAAUAGCUCAACACAGUGAACACCUUGCAUAAAUCUGAGCUGUAUUAUUCUGUAAAUGUUUUAUAUUGUAAUAUUCAGCAAAACUUCUCUAAAACGGUGACAAAAGAAUGAGAACUGUCUUUUUGAAAGAUAGUACUGAAAUAUAUUUUACUUGUUCGUUUGUUCUAAAAAAAAAAAUGAAGUGAUUGUAGAUAGUCUGAAUGAUUUAAAAUAUGGAGUUAUAUGUUUAAUGGAAUGUAUGUUAAAAUAAAAGGACUGAUUGUUUCUUGAUUA